AUGCCUCACGUCAGCAUAGCAGAUCUUGCGCACGCCGGCCGAGACGCCUAUGCCCGCUUCCAACUCGACGACGAUGUAGACACGCUAACUCAGGCGAUUGGAUGUCUUAAAAUCGUCAACGAUCACACCCAAUUACCAACUGUACUGGCGGAUCUGGGCGUGUACUUACAUGACAGAUAUGGACUAACUGGGAAUUCAUCUGAUCUUGAGGAGGCCAUCGUCUACGAGUGUGAGUCCCUCGCUCGAAUGGGCCCGGAACACUCCAGUCGGGCCCGGAUUCUCAAUAACCUGGGCCAAUUCUAUAACUCGCGAUUUGAGUCAACCUUGACUCCAAGUGAUAUACAGCAAGCCAUAGCUCAGACUCAUCUUGCCGUGAUGGAGGCAGUCAAGCAUGAUGACGAGACGGCACCUGAGUACUUCGACAAUCUUCUGGAGCUCAUAGCCGCGCAGACAAGCUAUUAUGCUGCUGAGGAUGAUUCAACUGAAGCUUUUGGCAGGAUCGAGGAAGUUUUAGACGUUGGGCGGAACAUAGCAGAGCCCAGACACUACGACCAGAUUGCAAAUCUCUACUAUAUCAAGUCUGAAAACACGUCUCAGCUACCGGAGUUACUCAAAGCUAUUUCGCAUGCUGAGAGUGCCCUGGGUGCGACUGGAGAUGACACAAACUACCGGGCUAUCAGGUUGACAAACCUUGCCAACUAUCAGCUUACACAGUACGAAAAGACCUUUCAAGGAGAUAUGCUACAAGAUGCCAUUCGAAAUACGAGAGAGGCAGUCGAGCUUGCUAGUAAAGGCACAGAAAAUGCCCUGAUCGAAAGCAUGGCCCUGGCAAGCGCGCUUCACCACAAUUAUCAUUGGAAUGGGCAAGUAGAUGAUCUCCAUGAGGCAAUUGAGAUAGGCUUUCAAGUCGUCGGAGCGACUGCACAUCAAGAUACAGAUUGGCUGGACGGAAUGCAAAACCUUUCAUUAUUUGUCAGGUCAGGAAUCAAGGCUGACGGCGCCAUUGAUGACUUGACCGUUACCAUCGACUUGCUUCAGCAGGCAAUGAAUAACGAAAACCUUCCCCUCGAAGUUCAAAGCCGUUCUGCAGCGAUGGCAUUGGACCUGCUAGAAGACAAAUAUGAAGCUACUAGGUCUGAUCAAGACUUUGACCUUGCACUACAUGCUUACAGCACUGCAAUCAAUUACGAGAGUGAGGAUCAUGCCAUCCCCGAUGUUAUCUGGAAGCGCCAAUCUCAGGCAACAGGAACAAUGUCCACACUCUUCCGAAAGAGGUUUGAGCAUUUGAAGGAUCCGCAAGAUAUCGACACAUCCGUUAUGUUGGCUCGUCAAUUUUUAGCAAGUGAAAAUUCUCCGAGUCAUUGCACCUGCGCCAGUGCCUUGGCCCUCGCCUUGUGGACCGACUUCCGGUCCCGAGGCGGGAUGGAGAAGCUUGACGAGGCCGUUGAGUUGGCGAGGAUCAUUGUGCAACGCCAGCCGCCUAGAGGAGCAGACUACCCUGGAUAUUUGAACAACUUGAGCGGGAUCUGCCAGACCAGAUAUGAUGCGACAGGAAAUGAGGCGGAUCUGCAGAUCUGUCUAGAUUCAGCCCUCGAGGGACUGAGUGCCAUGGUGCCAAAUAGCAAUGUAACCCUUCGAAUUGCAAUGUUGCUUUCAGCAAGCUCGGCCUACAUUUCGAAGUCAGAGAGGUUCGGCGAUUUGGAAAAUAUUCAGCUAGCUGUCAGAUACGCAUCAGACGCGAGAGACUUGGCUAAGGACAAAAGCUUACCUGUGGAUGUCUUGAUAUCACUGGACUUGACCUUGUCACAAGCCCUUGCUCUUCGAUAUCACUACCUCCAAGCUCUUGCGGACCUUAACGGCGCUGUUGAGACUCUCCAGCAUGCCAGAGCCACGUCUUCAGAGCAUUUCUUGUUCUCGAUUGUCCUCAAUAAUCUCGGAGAAGCACUCAGAACACAGUUUUGCAGGACAAGGGAUGUAGAUUAUCUCAUCGAAGCUAUCGAAGCCCUGGAACAGGCACUACUUAUGUCAUCCCCAGGCGAUCCUGCGACAGCGAUGUAUCGAAGCAACCACUCCUUGAGUCUCUUCGAUCUCUUCAAGGUGACCCAGGAACGCGAGAUGCUGGAUAGUUCCAUAGAGUCUAGUGACCUUGCUAUUGAAGAGACAGAAUCAGGGAAUACACAGCUACCUGGGAGGUUGAACACUAGCGGCAGCUUAUACGCCGCACGGUUUGAGCUCACUAAGUCGAACUCUGACAUCGAUAAGGCGAUCAGCCAAACCCAGGCUGCUAUUGAUGCGACCGCAUCGGACAAUCCUCAAUGCGCCAAGUAUUACAACAACUUGGGGGGAUAUUUGAUGAAGCGGAGUUUAGCACGGGAGCUGGAUGACACGUGGUCCUCUGAAAAAUCGAAAGAGGAUAUGAGGGCGUCACUGCAGGCCUACAAGCACCUACUUUAUAUGGAGGGCGCCACACCUCUAGAACGCGUAGGAGCGGGGUACAGCGCUUCCUCGAUAGCAUAUAACGACAAGGACUUGAAGGGCGCCCAGGCAAUGAUACAGAAGACUAUCGAGAUGCUUCCCAAGAUCAGUCCCCUCGCACUUGAGCGCUCUGACCAGGAACACGCGUUGAGUGGUAUUUCCGGGCUCUCAUCAUACGCUACCUCAAUUGUCUUGGAAGCUAGUGCAGAUGCUUCACAAGCGCUUCAAGUGCAAGAGACUGGUCGUGGAGUAAUCACGGGUCUGGCCAUUUCAGCUCGUAAUGAUAUCAGCAACCUCGAAGCUCAUGCUCCCGAAAUCGCGGCUGAAUACAAGAAUUGCAGAGAUUUGCUUUCAUCCCAAGCCCCAACGGCGUCGAUUAAGAGUAGUGGAAUACCUUCAUACGAACAUGGGAAGGAUAGAUAUGAACUGAACAAGAAGCUCGAUGCAAUAGAAGACAAGAUCCGGAGAGAUGUCCCAGGAUUUGCCAAUUUCCAGCAACCUCCGUCUACUGACGACUUGAGGAAGCUCGCAGGCAAAGGGACACUUGUAUCGUUCAACGUCAGCCACAUCCGAAGUGAUGCAUUCAUCAUCACUGAGACUGGCAUUGUAUCUAUUCCACUGCCCGACCUGAGUGCGGAAGAUCUCACAAACAACGCAAGGCUAUUUUUGGAGGAACCGAUGAUCACUAUGGGUGGCCUGAGGACAAAGAAUGCGAGAAACAUAUCGCUGCUGGGUGUUCUGAAAUGGUUAUGGAAUGUGGCAGUACAUCCCGUCUUAGAAGCACUGGGAAUUCAAAAGUCGCCAGCAGAUAAGAAGCCACCCAGAAUCUGGUGGACUGCGAGCGGUCUGAUGGCCUUGAUGCCCAUUCACGCCGCUGGGGAUUACUCGGCAGAAGCCGGUUCAAGUAUCUUCGAUUUCGUUAUCCCGUCCUAUACCACGACGCUGAGAGCCCUCGCAUAUGCCCGUGAGACGGAGUGGAAGCCGCUACGAGGUGCUAAUUGCGAAUUUGCAUUUAUCGCCUCACCAAACAAGGCCAAGAAAGGCUCUGAGUUGUCAGUUGAAGAAUCAGUUCGUGAGCUGGAUGACGAGGUACAGCAGCACUGCAAGACAAGGGUUCUUGUGGCUCCAACAAAAACGGAGACUCUUUCAACUCUCGGAUCCUGUAACGCCGUUUACUUCGGAUGCCAUGGUCAAUCAGACUCAACCGAACCUUGCAAGAGCUACCUCAAACUCGGCACCGAUGCCGAUUCCCACUUGACGAUUGAAGAGAUCCAAGGCUCGAGGCAUCAAAAUGCACAGCUCGCCGUGCUUAACGGCAAACGUAUCAGCGAGGCACCUGGUCGAUGA
Messenger RNA from Fusarium musae, 3822 nucleotides. RefSeq lists its product as uncharacterized. The coding region runs from base 1 to 3822 and encodes 1273 amino acids. The transcript is spliced from 2 exons. The record is from RefSeq and is a predicted model, not a curated record. Lineage: Eukaryota; Fungi; Ascomycota; Sordariomycetes; Hypocreales; Nectriaceae. Gene Ontology annotation, molecular function: protein binding.